AGACCGUGGAUUCUGAAAUAUAAAUAGUCGCGGGAAUAACAUGGCGGAUGGUGUGGGCUGUUUUGUCUAUAGAAUCAUUCCCUCCCAACCAGAUCCUCGCUAUUACAGCGGUUAUACGAUCUUGUGAAACAGCUAUCGAGAUCGAAUAGGCGCUGUACUAGCCUUAAGGUAUUUUAAUCCUCCGUUAGUGGAAAUUUUACUUUGUUUCCCAAGAACCACCGUCUGCCGUUUGUUGUCGUUGCUGUAUGAUUAUCAAGUUCCGCGUUUGACUUCAUCCGUUCACGAUGGAUCUCGACGCUACACAAGCUAUAGAAUGGGACGGCUGCGAAGAUACUGAUGACACAGCCGAACUAGAUAGGACUAGAACUAAAAAGCUGAUUGGUCACUUGAAGGUCUUUCAGCACCAUCAAACUGAAGAAAAGAUAUUUGAGAUCUAUGAAGGAGAUAAUUUUAUUGGAAGAAGUGAUUGUGAAAUAACAAUCCCACAAAAGUCUUUGUCUAAGAAGCAUGCUUGCAUUGAAGCUCAUGAAGAUUUACUUUUGGUUUAUGACAAUGGCAGCAAAAACAAGACUAGAAAAGAUAAGCUUAUUCUAAGACCCCAAGUUAGAUAUCAGCUGAAUGACAGCGACAUGCUCACUUUUGCUGACGUCACUUGCCAGUAUCUCCAUGGCGUCCUGCAGGUCGAUGACAAUGAUGACACUGGCUCAGAGACGGGCUCGGAGUCUAUGUUGCCCACAGACAGUGAGCAGCAGAGGGCAGGUGACGACAAUGGGCGGGAUUCACGAGAUGAGGACAUGACAUAUGCUGCCGACACCGAGCCUGAUACUGAUGAUGAGGGACAAAAGGGGGAAAAGGCUGAACUAAAUUGUAGAAAGGUUUCUGACAAGGAUAACCAACCAGCUAGACCUGUCAUUCCUGCUGUGUUGUAUGACUCAGAUCAGGAACUGCCCACUCCUUCCCGACGUAAUCAGACCACGGUCCUGGAGUCGGCAUCGGACAGCGAGGAACCUGCAGGUCAUUCUCUUGAUAAGCACAGUUCAGUUCCUGCAGCACCAGAGAGAACCAUUAUCGAGGCAACUCCAGAUAGACCUGAAGCUACCCCCCUUACUUUAAUCUACAGCCCCGACACGCCUACCUCCCACCACAAACUGCAAGGAGUAACCCAGACUCCGAGCUGCCCACCAACCCUUGUCUAUGACAAAAAUUCCCCACGAAAAAGUAUUGGAGAAAUUAUGCCCUCAUGUCCAGCUACUUUAGUUUAUGAAAAAUCAUCACAACAAAAAGGUUCAGAAGAAACACCAUCCUACGCACCAACUCAAAUGUAUUCAUCAGAACAUACAACAGGCUCCUUGCAGUCAACACAACCAACAGCGGAGCCUCCCAUUGAUAAGACCCCAUCAAAAACACCCUCUAAGGUGAAGCCCCAUGGAGUUGGGGACCAUGUAGUCUAUGCUCCCAACACCCAGGGCUUUUCGCCAGGCGAAGAAGAGGAAUUAGGACUGGAGGCAACACUGGCCUAUGCACCCAAAUCACCUGUUGAUAAUCCAUCCGUGAUGCAGCUACCUGAGAGUGGGGAUGAGGGAAAAGUAGGCAUUGAUGCGAGUGAUAAUAGUGCUACCCAAGAGUACAGAUUGGAUGAAACCAAUGAAGAAGAAGAUGAAGACCUGGCUCUCCUUCCCACCCAAGCUUACCUGGCUAAAGAUGUGCAGGACUCUGAGAGUGAUGAAAACCUCUUUGCAACUGAAGCAGCAAGGGACAUGCCUUUUGUCACUAGCAAAAAGCCACCCCCUCGUGAAACUAACAAUAAUAAGGCUGCAAAAGAUAAUGAAGAUGAUGAUGUCACUGAUGAUGAUGAUAGUGAUGAUGCUAAUGAUAUUGGUGUUCAACCCACUGUCCCGUAUAAUAUUAGUAAUAUGGCAAUUCAUGCAUAUGAGGCAGUAAUAGGGAGAAGUGGUGAUGAUGGUGAUGAUGAUGGUGCCACCGAUGAUGAUGAUGCUGAUAAUAUUGGUGUUCAGCCCACUGUCCCAUAUGAUAUUAGAAAAACCAAAAAAAACCCAACAAAUGAAGAUAUUAAGAAGCAAACAGGUCUAUCUGCAACAACUGCAACAGUACCCUAUGGAGGUGAAGCCGCAACUCAGGCAUAUGGUAAUGCAGAUGAUGAUGAUGAAAAAAAUACAAAUCAAGCAGAAACGUCUAUACAGGUUCAAGCUACUGUGCCGUAUGGAAUUGAGAUGGAAACACAGACUUAUGAUCCUGCUACUGGUCAUAAUGACGAUGACAUGACAGAUGAUGAAAAUAAUAAAAAUUUCGCCGUGGCUGCAACAGUGCCUUAUGAUUUAGAAACACAAGCUUAUGGUGUUGCAGAUGAUGAUGAUGAUAAAUCAGAUGAUGAAAAUGACAAGAUUACAAAACCCAACAACCCAUUGCUAAAGCGUGAACAAUCUGCCAUGCCCUCAACUCUGCCAUACGAUAUUGAAAUGGCAACACAAGCUUAUAGUGCUGGUGAUGCGAAUGAUGAUGAUGAUACAGAUAGUGAGAUGGAUACAAAUGCCAAACGCACCAAAACUUCCCAACCCAAAGACGGUGAAAAUACCCAAAAAGGUGAAAAUAUUUCACCAACCUUACCUUAUUGCCUUGAUACACAGGAUUACGGAGAUAACAAUAGUGAUACCAAUGAUGAACUCCAAGAGGUUAAACGUCUGUCAUCAGAAGAACAUGAGGAUAAUAUUGCAGCUUCCAUUCUUCCAGAGACACAGGCAUAUGGGGUUGAUGUGUCUCCUGCUGCAGAUGACGCUGACGGUGAAGAUGAUCCAUCUGGUGAUGGAAAUGAGUCUAAUGAUAUCAGUGAGAGCGAUGGGCUGGGUGAUACUCAGCCGUAUGGAGCCGAUGAAGACAUUAUACCUCCUUCAACAACAAAAGAGAUCAUACCUGAUAGCCAGGAGCCAGGAACCAUGUCCCCUGUUAUCCCUUUCAAGGGUAGGGGAUGCUCUACCAGAGGGAAAAAGCCAGCUGCUCGGGUUUCAUUUGCUCAAAUUGCUGAGGAGACCACUGAGGCUGAGGAGCUGGAUUUCCCUGUUGCGACAAGACUUACUUUCGGUGAGACUGACGAUAGCGAGGAAGACUUCCGCAAACCUCAAGGGAGACAGAAGAAGGCUAACACAAUAACCACUGUCCCACGGCGGACACCGGCAAGGAAGAACAAAGGUAGGCCUGCCAAACGCCUGGAUGACGAGGAAGAAGAACAGUCCACAGCAAUGGCCAAGCGUGCAAAACACUUUGAUGUUGACGUAGAGGAAUCUCCUGCGUCUUCAACAACAGAGACCAGUAACAGGGGCAAACCUGCACAACACCAAGACAAUGAGGAAGACGAGCCAGAAAAUAAAGUGAAAAGAAACAAAGGCAAGCCUGCGAGACUCCAAGAUCAUGAAGAAGAUGAAGAACCUGUAGCUAGUACUAGUGCAACCGGUAUAACCAAAACUCCUGGAAAAGGUCCAAACCCUAAGAGUGCGAGAAGUACCCGAAGUAGCAGAAAGAAGAAGAAUGAGAAAGAAGAGGAAGAUGAUGAUUUGAGUGUACCUUCUGGUGAGUGUGAGGACGAGAAGGGUAAAAUGAACUCAAUGAUGGCCAAUAAAUCAACAGCACGGCGAAGAGCGAAGAGAGAUCAUUCUGAAAAAGAUAUUGUAGAACAACAUGAUAAUGACAGUGUUACUGGAGACCUGGAAACAACCAAGAGAAUAGUCAGAGCAAGGAUGACACCAGCCACAACAACGAGAAACAAAAGGUCUGCUUGUUUACAGGAUGAUUACAAGGAAGAGGCUGUCAUGGGACAGGAUUGUGGGCGGAAAUCCUCUGCGAGAGGUGGUCGAGGCAGAGCCUCCAAAGGGAAGGAUAAUAGUGAGGCAACGAAUUUUGUACAAAAAGAUGUGACGAACAAAGACAAUGUUGAGACAGAGAAGACAACAUUUCUCACAGGAAAUGAGAAUGGGCCACAAUCCUCAGGGAGAAGUGGAAGAGCCUUUAAAGAAAAGAAUAACAAGGAGGUUAAGGCAACGACUGUUGAACAACAAGAAGAAAAGAAACUCCCAUCGAGAGGUAGUGGUAGAGGAAAAGCAACUAGAGGGAAGAAUAACGAGGCAACAACUGCGGAAAACGUUGAGGAGAUGACUAAAGAAGAACCUGUUGAGGAAGGGACAACCUCACUCACAGAAGAUGACACUGGGAAGAAAUCCACAAGGAGAAGGGGUCGAGGCAAAGGAGCUAGUGGAAGACAUAACAAGGAGGUAACGACCACUCAUCAAGAAGAGCAAAUAAAUGAAGAGGAAAGUGACGAAGAAGAGGUAGCCUCUCCCGUGAAACGAAAAGGACGAGGCAAGGCAAGAAAGUCACCUCAAAAGAUUACAUCCCAUGGCACAUCGUCAACACCUGCGCCAAACUCUACGCCCGCAAAGCGAACCAGGGGGAGAGGAGUAAAAGUCAAAGACGAACCUGAGACCCCGGUAAUAUCUUCUUCAAGUGCCACCUCACAGACGGAAAUGUCUUUACCGGAUGUCACGCCAUUGAUGCCCAUAUUUGGGAGACGAGGUCGUGGACGAGUGACGCUUUCUAGUGAGGGCCCUGAGCUCCCUGAGCCAUUUGAUGACACCCCCACCCCGUCUAGACCUGAGCCAGGUCCUCUCUCAGUCGUCAAGGCUAUCUCAAGGCGGGGCAAGCGCGGAGGCCGGGUGGUCAAGACUAAGGAUGAACUGUUGCCGGACUCCUCAGAGACGUUAGACCUGAAUGAAGACACGAGAAGUGAGACACCAAGCGAAGCAACAAGUGAGGCAGCCAGCGAAACCCACAGCGAGCCUCCCCAGGUAUUCACGACAGCUUAUACCCGUAAGGGGAGGGGUAGGGCAGGCAAGGACUCCCAAGCCUCAACAGACUCUACUCUGAGCACUGGCGGGGGAAAGGGAAGAGCAAAGAAACCCAAGGAGAAUCGCAGAUCUCCGAGUUCAUCACAAACUGCCGAUUCUACGUUGGUGGACUCACCUUCUGCACAAGCAGAAAGACCGAAGGGCGGAGUGGUUUUGAAAAGGGAUUCGCAGGAAUCACAGGAAGUCCAGGCGACGCCGGCAAAGAAAGGGAGGCGUCACGAAGACGGUGCUGCUGAAGCACCAAGCCCGUCACUACGGGAACGCAAACCCGAGGGCAAACCACGUGUCAUGUUCACUGGUCUGGUCGACAAGCAGGGAGAGAAGGUCGUCACAAGUCUGGGUGGUUCCCUUGUGAAUUCCGUUUACGAAUGCACUCAUCUGGUUACUGAAAAGGUCCGCCGUACGGUCAAGUUCCUGUGCGGAUUAGCCAGUGGUCAACUCCUCGUACAGCCCGCCUGGCUUGAGGCGUGCAAACUCGCCAAGACCUUCGUAGACCCUUCGCCAUUCUUUGUCCAUGACAGAGCUGCGGAGAAACAGUACAAUUUUAAGUUACACGAGUCACACCAGCGGGCGCUUGAGGGAGGACUUUUGCAGGGCUACCGUGUCCACGUGACCAAAGGGGUCAAGCCUGAACCUUCACAAAUGAAAGACAUCAUCAAAUGCGCCAAAGGGGAGGUUUUGCCGCGCAUGCCUCGCGCUAAGGAUGACGGGAUAUUAGUGAUCUCGUGCGAGGAAGACCACCAGGCUUGCAAGCCCGCAGUUAAUGCUGGGGUACCGGUGUACUCUGCCGAGCUACUGCUGACCGGUAUACUGCGCCAUCAACUAAGCCUGGACGAAAAUCGACUUUUUUCUGAUGGUAGUGCGGAGGAGAGCCCAUCAAAUCAAACUAGAAAACGCAAAAACGAUACUCACUCGGGAGAUGCACCGCCCAAGACCGCCCGAGCAUCAAGACGGAAGAAGAAAUAGUUUAAAGUACGAAAUACAUAUUAUAGGGAUUAGGGGUAGGGGAGUUGAAAUAUGUAACUGACGGGGGAGGGGGAAGCGAAUAUAACUAUGACGGAAGGGGGGCUACCUGUUUGGGGUUUUAGGUUGUUGUCAUCAGAGAAUUUUGGGAGUCAAUAUUUUAUCCAUCAUUGGAAAUGAAGUUUAAGCAGUGAAUUGUUAAGUCAACGUUAGAUACUUUGAAGCAGUAUGCACCACGCACUUACGAAAACAGGGUAUCUGUUGAGGCAAAACGGACAUAGGAACUUCACCAGCCUAGUCACAGGCGUUCUUACCGGGUUUCCUGUGUUCAGCCUAGUCACAGGCGAUCUUACCGGGUUUUCUGUGUUCAGCCUAGUCUCAGGCGUUCUGGUUGGGUUUUCUGUGGCCGGUAAGAAAUGGACGUCACUGAAACCCAACAAAACUGUGGGGAACUCUUCCCCAAUUCCACGCUUGCUUACGGUUUUUUCACGAGCACAGGAUACCCGGUAUGCAAAAGUGACUAUGCUGACUAGUAUGGUUUAUGACGGUGUAUAAAGAAGGGUUGAACACCAUAUAACAAUGAUAUUGUAGAAUUUUUAAGUAAAAUAUAUCUAUGAUGUAUAUAUGAUACACGAAGUCCGUAAGAUUUUACCCAACAAAUGUAUCCACCACAGAAAAUUAAAGUAUUAAUGAUAGGC
Molecule: messenger RNA, 6574 nt
Organism: Nematostella vectensis (starlet sea anemone)
Lineage: Eukaryota; Metazoa; Cnidaria; Anthozoa; Actiniaria; Edwardsiidae
Product: mediator of DNA damage checkpoint protein 1
Exons: 24
Coding region: 285-5879 (1864 amino acids)
Biological process (GO): positive regulation of transcription initiation by RNA polymerase II
Cellular component (GO): nucleus
Molecular function (GO): protein binding
Source: RefSeq, a predicted model, not a curated record